Messenger RNA from Pecten maximus, 2773 nucleotides. Its product is annotated as failed axon connections homolog. The transcript is spliced from 6 exons. Bases 206 to 1066 code for a protein of 286 amino acids. The record is from RefSeq and is a predicted model, not a curated record. Lineage: Eukaryota; Metazoa; Mollusca; Bivalvia; Pectinida; Pectinidae. Gene Ontology annotation, cellular component: cytoplasm.
AAGAUUCGGUACUGGCACCCCUCAGGUGUGAAUGUAAGUACACGGUAUUUAUAAAACACUACUAACUUAUCAUUAUAUAAUAUAAAUGUUUUAUACAGAGGGACUAUCAGAGAGACAGAUCAUGUGUCAAUCAAAUUAUCUCCGCCCAUUUCCAUGUUAGAUAGCAGAGUUGUGACACACCUGUUACGACAGGGCGAAGAGCAGGAUGUUUUUCCUUCUGUGCACUGGAGUGUUGGGUAUUGUUUUGCUGCUUAUAAUUGGAUACCUGGUCAAGAGCAGAUUCUCCUCGCGGAAGGAUGUACCACGUGACGUGGUCGUGCUGUAUCAAGUGGGCAGGGGACCACGUGCUCCCAGUAUCUCACCCUUCCCACUCAAACUGGAGACCUUCCUGCGCAUGGCAAAAAUACCAUAUAUGAACGACCACUCGUCCAAGUUCUCGUCGAAGCAGAAAACGCCGUGGAUGGAAUAUAAUGGUGUAGCCGUGGCCGACUCGCAGUUCUGUAUCGAGCAUCUGAAGAAGGAGACGGGGAAGAACGCCAACAGUCAUCUCACUCCCGAUCAGGAGGGAGUAGCUCGAGCCUUCCAGAAACUUACAGAGGAAAAUCUUUACUGGACGAUGUGUUCAGAGAUGUUUGGAGCCGACACGACAGCCGUCAAAUCUGUUAUCCCGUACAGAGGUCUAAAGUUGUGGCUCCUCCUGUCGUUCCUCCGGCGCGUGCUGCGGAAGGAGAUGUGGGGACACGGAAUAGGGCGCCACACUCCGGACGAGAUAUGGUCUAUAGCUGUUGGGGAUAUGAAGGCGCUGUCACACUUCAUAGGCGACAAGGCGUUCUUGUUGGGUGACGAGCCGUGUGAAGCUGACUGUGCCAUAUUUGGGAUGCUGACCAUGAUGAUAGAACACAUGCCUACGUCUCGACACGAAAGACUCAUCAAAGGUGAGCUUACCAACCUGGUUUCCUACUGCAAUCGGAUGAAAGCCCGAUAUUGGCCGGACUGGGACCAGUGCGUACUGACUGGUAAAGGUUACGUCAAUGAUAGCGGCAAAAUCUAUAGGUUUGAUGAUUAACCGGAAGUGACGUGGAGUUACCAAGUGGGACUAACUUCAUGGUUGGCUAGAAAGUCACGCUCCCUCACGGUAUGUGUUCGACCUGAACAUCGUGACAUUUGGGAACAGUACACAAGUUUACAUACAGGCAGCUAAACGAGGAGAGGACUAAUUUGAAGAUUUUAUGUUUUGGGGACAAAGUGACGUUGCGUCUUUAAAGAUGUUCUGAUGUUAUUUGUUGAUAUAAUGGAUGCUUAGCAAUGUUGUAUUCGUGACACUUUAGUUAAAGAUGUAUACAUGUGUGUUAGUUGCUUAUAUUUAUAGAUGAACAGCGCUCUAAUAGACAUUGUUUUUCUUAUUGAGGAUGUGCUUAUCAAGGCUUCUAUAUAUCUACUGUACACAUAAAUUUGGGGAUUUUUACACUCCUAUAACACCGCGGACAAUCGGGAAUCCUCGACACUUUCCGUAAAACACGGAAAAUACCGACGGUUCCCGAUUGACCCUUCAAUGAUAGGAACGACAACUGCGAAUAAAGAUGACGAACCGGAUUUCCCCUGGACUUGGGAGAACUAGCUCUAGGAAGAUCAGGUAACAUUAGAGCUGUAGAAUUUGACAAAAUCAUAUUGAUGGAUAUUUUUUAUUUAAAGCUGAUGAUGUCAUAUCUGACUGAAAGAAAGGAAUGACAGGUGGCGCUGUGUAAAGUCACGUGCCAGUGUUUGGUCGUGCGUGAAGGACUGCAGGUUCUACAAUGUUGAUGUUGCAGUAGUUUUAUUCAGACAAUCUAUAUUUAUUUAUUUGAUUUAUUUAACUAUACAAAUAUAUCAUGGAAGCUGAUUUACAUAAAGACACAUAUACAUUUAAUUGCAUGAAUCAUCGUGAAAUCUGAUUUACACAACCGACCAAAUAUAUUUCAUUAUUUGAUUGUAUGAAUGAUCAUGUAAGCUGUUCACAAAGAGACCAAAGAUAUUUGAUUGUAGAAAUUAUCCAAAAAUCUGAUGCACGCAACGACCAAAUACAUUUAUUGUAUGAAUUAUCAUUUAAGUCGUUCACACAAAGACCAAAGAUAUUUUAUUGUAUAAAUUAUGCAACAACCAAAGAUAUAAAUAUUUUCCUAAAUUCAUUUUCUUACUGUUUAUUCAAUAACCUUUAAGCUAACUUGGCCACGUACAGACCCACAAUACGUGUGUCAUAAUGAAGAUUUUCAGAGAUCUGAGAAUAUCUUCGAUAUUCAAGUGUUUGACACCAAAUGUUCAGAUUUUCAUUUCACGCAGCAAUAGCGAUUGGAUUUGCAUUUGACUGGUUGCCGAUAUUCUAUUAUGACGUAAUUCCUUGUGAAACAGACGUCUAAACUCGGGCUACGUAUCAAAGCCAUAGCAUUAGAGGGCCUAAUUAUUUAGAUGCUUCCUCGUAAAUUUAGACUUUUUGAGUUUAUCAUUCUCAAAGUAUCGCAUGCAUAUAUUUCACGGAUCAACCCAUUAAUUUCAUAGACAUUUCCAAACUCAGGACUAAAUAGACCAAAUACACACUCUAAUAUAUAAUUACAAGAUGGUUUGUUUAUUAAAUUGUUUUCUUUACCGACAAUGUUUGGUUACGUUGUAAAUCUUAAGAUUCAUUAUUGUAAGGGAAUUGAAUGAUUGUAUGAGAGAGAAGUUCAAUAUAUAUAUACAAUAUAUAAAUUGUUUGUCACUUAUUUAAAGGUUAUAAUUAUAUACAGUAUUUUGAAAUUGA